Molecule: messenger RNA, 1352 nt
Organism: Ostrinia nubilalis (European corn borer)
Lineage: Eukaryota; Metazoa; Arthropoda; Insecta; Lepidoptera; Crambidae
Product: ribosomal L1 domain-containing protein CG13096
Exons: 5
Coding region: 102-1268 (388 amino acids)
Source: RefSeq, a predicted model, not a curated record
UUUAAUUUCUGUUUUCUUUCCAAUACACGUGAGUGAUAACCUAGAAGUUUAGAACUAAAAAUAAUUAAAAGUUCUCUAUUAACGUUAUAUUUCAUAUUACAAUGGUGUCAUCAAAAAAAGCCGACGUUAAGAAAAGGCCUGUACUUAAAAUGAAACCUGAAAAGGUAAAAGUAAAGAAACAAAGCACCGGUAAAAGUAAAACUACUGUCGAGAAAAUCCUUACCCAAACGGAAGAGAAAAAACCAAAGAAAGAUGUGUUAAAGACUAUAAUAAAAGACCAACAAAAUGUAGCCCCGAAAACAAAGUUUGUCAUGCCUUCCAAAAACAUCAAGGAAGCAAAUGUUGAUUUAUGUCUGGCUGCCUUAGAACAAGUAGCUACUAAUACUAAAAACAAAAAUGCUAUUUUCGAUGAUGAAACACAAAUAUUUGCAGAAAUUAACUGCAUCAAAAUACAAACUACUACAGGGAAUAUUAAGUUUGUCCUGCCACAUAGUACAGCAGCAUCAACAGGAGAAAUUUGUUUGAUUACACCAGAUUUGAAGAAGGGUAAAAAAAUUGAUCAUGAACCUACUGUGGAUCAUUGGGAGGAAAAACUCCGACAAGCCAAUGUGACAUGUGUAAAAACUGUUCUACCAAUGAGACAGCUAAGGGUGGAAUAUGAUCAGUUUGAAUUGAAACGCAGACUUCUUACACAACAUGACUUCAUUAUGGUUGACACAUCAAUAUUAAGCCAUGUGUCUCAUUUAUUAGGAAAAAUGUUUUUCAAGAAACACAACAUGCUAAUUCCUGUCAGGCUGCAUAAAAAAGAAGAUAUAAAGAAAAGUAUUGAUCUUGGAUUACGUACAGCUAUGCUACGUUUGGCAGAAGGAGCAACAUCCGUUAUUGUGGUAGGACACACAGGCAUGCCAAGACAAAAAGUCAAAGAGAAUGUUCUCUCUUUAGUACAGCAACUUCGUGACAAAUAUCCUGGAGGGGAAGCCAAUAUUAGAUCAAUUUCACUUAAACUGCCACUAUCAUUGGCAGUGCCUCUGUAUCUAACAUUGCGACCAUCAAACUCCAUAACUCAGCCUAGAUUAGUUAGGAAUAAACCUAAAAACUUCAGAAUCCUUGAAGAUGAGCUGUCUACUAUUCCUAAUAGUACUGUCAGAGUAGCCCCAGAUGGUACAGUUCAAGUAAACAAACUGGGAAAAGAAACUAGUGACAGUGAAGAUAAUGAGAUGGAUCAAAAGGAAGAUAAAGAGGAAGCAAAUGCAUCAGAUGAUGAAUGAAAGAGAAAACACAAACAUUUUUAACAUAUUUUAAUCAUCAAAUGUGUAACACAAUUACGUUUUAAUAAAAAAGUUACAAUCUUC